AUGAAACACAUGGAGAACAGGAACAAUGUGACAGAGUUUGUUCUACUGGGGCUCACACAGAAUCCAAAGAUGCAGAAAAUCAUAUUUGCUGUGUUUUUUGUCAUCUACAUCAUCACUGUGGUAGGAAAUGUGCUCAUCAUGGUCACCAUCACCGCCAGCCCAUCAUUGGGGUCUCCCAUGUAUUUUUUCCUGACCUAUCUCUCCUUUAUUGAUGCCUGCUCUCCCUCUGUCAGUACCCCCAAACAGAUCAUAGAUUCACUCCAUGAAAAGAAGACCAUCCUAUUCAAUGAAUGCAUGACCCAAAUUUUCGGGGAACAUCUUUUUGGAGGUGCUGAGAGCAUCCUGCUCACUGUGAUGGCCUAUGACCGCUAUGUGGCCAUCUGCAAGCCCUUGCACUACAGAAUUAUAAUGAAUUGGCGGGUGUGUUUCCUGCUAGUGGGUGUGGUGUGGGUGGGAGGCUUUGUUCAUGCAACCAUACAGAUCCUCUUCAUCUUCCGAUUACCCUUCUGUGGCCCUAAUGUCAUAGAUCACUUUAUGUGUGAUCUGAAUCCUUUGCUCAAUCUUGCCUGCACUGAUACCCACACUCUAGGGUUCUUUGUUGCUGCCAACAGUGGGUUCAUCUGCCUGUUAAACUUCCUCCUCUUGAUGGUCUCCUAUGCGGUCAUCCUGAACUCCCUAAGGACCUAUAGCUUGGAGGCAAGACGCAAAGCCCUCUCGACCUGUGUCUCCCAUAUCACAGUGGUCGUCUUAUUCUUUGUGCCCUGCGUAUUUGUGUACAUGAGACCCGUAGCUACUUUACCAAUUGAUAAAGCAGUUGCCGUAUCCUACAAUAUCAUAACUCCCAUGUUAAAUCCCCUAAUCUAUACUUUGAGAAAUGCCCAGAUGAAAAAUGCCAUUAGGAAAUUAUGUAGUAGGAAAUCUAUUUCAGGUAAGAAAUAA
Diceros bicornis minor is the source of this 939-nucleotide messenger RNA. RefSeq names its product olfactory receptor 4C46-like. The record is from RefSeq and is a predicted model, not a curated record. Bases 1 to 939 code for a protein of 312 amino acids. The transcript has a single exon. Gene Ontology annotation, molecular function: olfactory receptor activity; G protein-coupled receptor activity. Gene Ontology annotation, biological process: G protein-coupled receptor signaling pathway. Gene Ontology annotation, cellular component: membrane. Lineage: Eukaryota; Metazoa; Chordata; Mammalia; Perissodactyla; Rhinocerotidae.